Molecule: messenger RNA, 1455 nt
Organism: Pochonia chlamydosporia 170
Lineage: Eukaryota; Fungi; Ascomycota; Sordariomycetes; Hypocreales; Clavicipitaceae
Product: annexin A7
Exons: 2
Coding region: 1-1455 (484 amino acids)
Cellular component (GO): cytoplasm
Molecular function (GO): calcium ion binding; calcium-dependent phospholipid binding
Source: RefSeq, a predicted model, not a curated record
AUGAACUCUCAACCACCUCCGCCAGGGCAGGGCGGCCAGUAUUACGGAUACCAGGGAGCUCCUCCACCUGGACAGCAACCAUAUCAGCAACAAGGCUACUACAACUACGGUCAGCAACCACCUCCAGGGCAAUAUUCAGGACAAGCACCACCGCCUGGCCAAUAUCCCGGCCAAGGUCCUCCUCCGCCAGGACAGUAUCCGAAUCAGCAAUAUCCCCCUGCCGGUGCUCCUCCACCACAAGGACAACCGCCAUACCAAGGUCAACCACCAUAUGGUGCUCCUCCAGCUGCUCCGUAUGGUCAAGCUCCCUAUGGACAACAGCCUCCGCCUCCUGGUGGUGCGCCAGCGCCUUAUGGCCAGCAACAGCCGGGGUAUCCGCCGCAGCAAUAUGGAGGCAUGCAACAGCCACCAAAUCAGCAAUGGCAGCAGCCUCCUGCGGGCCAGCCCUACGGCGGUUAUCAAGUCCAGCCGACUCCAGCAUCUCCUGGAUACGAUCCGGCGCAGAAGCAAUGGGCACAGCACGUCGACACUACCCUUGACGCGGAGACUUUGCGCAAAGCGAUGAAAGGCUUUGGGUGUAACGAACGAGCCAUCAUUGACGUGUACACCAUGAGCAAGUACCAGAACCCGUGGGCCAUGCAGCAACUUGUGCGAGACUACAACAGCCGAUUCAUGCGGGAUCUCGCCAAGGAUAUCGAGUCCGAAACUAGAGGCGACUUCGAAACAGCCCUUUUGGCGCUCACCCGUGGACCGCUCGAGAAUGAGGUGUUCAUGCUUGAGAAGGCAUUGAAUCGCGCCGGAACUGACGAAGAAGCCCUCAACGACAUCCUUCUGUGUCGCUCCAAUGCCGACAUCCGCGCCAUUGUCGCAGAAUACCGCAAGAGACACGGGCGUGAACUUCUCACCGAGAUCAAAUCCGACGUCGACGACACUCUGUUCCGUCUGUACAGCAUGGUUCUCUCGGCCAACCGAGCAGAGGAUGCAGCUCCUGUAAUCCCGGCUGAGAUCGACCAGAAGAUUACUGAGUUGCAGCGCGCGACUGAGGGCCAAAUUGGCGCCAAUGCAGUUGCGGUUGCUCAAAUCCUGACCAGCUCCAAUAGCUCACAGAUUCAUGCCAUGAGCGACGCAUACCAGAGAAAAUAUCACCGCAACUUGCAGGAUGUUAUUGAGAAGGAAUUCCGCGGUGACAUGGAGGACGCACUGCUGUUCAUGUUGACCUCUGGCAUGGAUCGGGGCAAAGCCGAUGCGCAGGGUAUUCGGAGUGCUGUAACGAAGACGAUAAGGAAGGACAGGAUUUUGAUCAAUCGCGUGUUUAGAUUGUACCUUGAUCGGGGUCGGUUGGAUGCUGCAAAGGCGGCAUACAAGAGGUUAUAUGGCGCGACGAUGACCAAGGAUUUGAGAGAGUAUUUGUCGGGAGAUUAUGAAAACCUUUUGGUUGCGAUGACGGGGAAAUAA